Messenger RNA from Musca vetustissima, 399 nucleotides. RefSeq names its product iron-sulfur cluster assembly 1 homolog, mitochondrial (gene MagR). The transcript is spliced from 5 exons. Gene Ontology annotation, cellular component: mitochondrion; cytoplasm. Lineage: Eukaryota; Metazoa; Arthropoda; Insecta; Diptera; Muscidae. Bases 1 to 393 code for a protein of 130 amino acids. The record is from RefSeq and is a predicted model, not a curated record. Gene Ontology annotation, molecular function: 2 iron, 2 sulfur cluster binding. Gene Ontology annotation, biological process: iron-sulfur cluster assembly.
AUGGCUACAAAAGUUGUUGCCACAGCCACAGUGAGAGCUUUAAAGGGACGUAAACUUUUGCCCACCAGAGCCGCAUUGACAUUGACUCCCUCGGCUGUACAGCGUAUUAAGGAUUUGUUAAAGGGACAACCGGAAUAUACUGGCCUAAAGGUGGGUGUACGGCAACGUGGUUGCAAUGGGCUUUCCUAUACCUUAAAUUAUGCCAAAGAAAAGGAUAAGUUAGAUGAGGAAGUGGUCCAAGAUGGUGUUCGAGUUUAUAUUGACAAAAAGGCCCAGUUAUCAUUAUUAGGCACCGAAAUGGACUACGUGGAAUCUAAACUUGCCAGCGAAUUUGUCUUUAACAAUCCAAAUAUUAAGGGCACAUGUGGCUGUGGCGAAUCGUUUAGUAUAUAAACUAAA